AUGUCCUCAAACGGCCAAGCAUCAUCAAAGAACCUCAAUGGGACGGACAGCAAGCUCAGCGCAGACAAUUUGAGGAAGGUGCCGGACGACAGCGGCCGCGGCGCUGACCGGUUCGCCAACUCGUCCUCGGCAGAUUCACCAUACUUUGCCCGCGCAGCAAUGGAGAACCGUGCACAGCAUAUGAGUGAGCUAAAAAGUCAACUGAACGCAACGGACGCGCUUCUGAAGAAGUGA
Aspergillus mulundensis is the source of this 234-nucleotide messenger RNA. RefSeq lists its product as uncharacterized. NCBI's taxonomy places the organism in Eukaryota, Fungi, Ascomycota, Eurotiomycetes, Eurotiales, Aspergillaceae. Bases 1 to 234 code for a protein of 77 amino acids. The transcript is spliced from 2 exons. The record is from RefSeq and is a predicted model, not a curated record.